AUGUGUUAUUCUUUCUUCAUACAAUCCAUGUAUUUAUCUUUAUUACAGUCAUUUUCAAAUAAAAUUAUCUUUUAUCCAAUUGACACUUGCCCUUUCUUAACUCAAUUCACUUUCAUUAAAGUAGUUGUCUUCUCUUCUGUUCAAGUAGUAUUUGGUCUUUUAUCUCCCUUUCUUCAAUGCUUUCUUUCUUCUUUACUUCUUUUAAUUAUAUCUUUCAGACAUCAUCUUCAUCCUUUUUACUUUCUCUUUCCAUCGUCAUCUCAUACUGAUCUAUCUGGUGUAUUGUAUCCAUCUAAUGAUGUCAAAUUAUCUUUGACUUUGUUGUUCCACUCUGAUGAAAUUCAUAAUGUUUCAAAACUCCAUACAAUCUCAAAGAAACUUAUCAAAUGGAUUUUUCUUAUAUUGUUCUUUAUCCAAUGGAUAUCUUUUCUAUUGUGUUAUAUAAUAGCCAAUUAUAUAGUCUUCUAUGGAAUAGCAUUCCUUUAUUUUCUUAUUGUGAUUUUAUCAUUCUAUCUAUCAUUUUCAUCAUCAUCAUCAUCACCACCUCAACCAAACCCAUCUCCAUUAUACGAUGUAUUAAAUCAAUUAUUGCCUGUAUUAACACAAACAAAGUGUGAAUUUACUCAAAUAACCAUUUAUAUAACAUCUCAAUACUACUCUUUUGAAUAUAUUCAACCAUUUCUUCAAUCCUCACAAUUAGCAAACAACUACAUUUUAGUAUUUGAUCAAAUUGGUGAUGAGAUUCUUCUUCUUAGAUCAACAACAAAACAUCAUACAAAUGACCAACUAAACAACACAAUUGAAGAUGCUGCUGAUGCAGAAGGGAUUACUCUUACUAAAUGUUCUCGUUCUUCACCAUCUUCAAUGCUACUUUCACGUUCAUUUAAAACAUCUGUUAUAACAUCAAGAAAUAACUAUUCGUUAAUGAAAAAAGAUGAAACAAAGAUUAAACACAUUGUGAAAUUAAUUAGUCGAAUGGUAGUUCAAGUAGAUAGAAUUGGAAUUGAAUAA
Messenger RNA from Entamoeba dispar SAW760, 1011 nucleotides. RefSeq lists its product as uncharacterized. The transcript has a single exon. The coding region runs from base 1 to 1011 and encodes 336 amino acids. The record is from RefSeq and is a predicted model, not a curated record. Lineage: Eukaryota; Evosea; Mastigamoebida; Endamoebidae.